Molecule: messenger RNA, 456 nt
Organism: Prorocentrum cordatum
Lineage: Eukaryota; Dinophyceae; Prorocentrales; Prorocentraceae
Source: the annotation of a GenBank genome assembly
GCGCUCGAGCUGAGCAUGAGGACGGGCGCGGAGGCGCUGCACGACGCCCCGCUCCAGCAGAGCUCCGAGGGGGCGGAGCGGGCGGCGGGCGCCGCGGCCGCGGCCGCGCGCGCCGAGGCGGACGCGGCGGAGGUGGCGCGCUACGAGGCCGCCCUCGCGCAGGCAGAGGCGGCCGCGCGCGAGAGGGCCGAGGCGGAGAGGGAGGCCAGGGCCCUCGCCGAGGCGUCGGGGCUCGAGACGGCGGUGAAGGAGGCGGCGGCCAAGGCGGAGGACGCGGUGCGGGCGAGGGCCGCGGUGGAGGCGCUGGGGAAGGCUGCGGCCCGGGCGAGGGCCGAGGCGGCGAAGAGCGCGAAGGAGCAGCAGGCGGCGCAGGCGGAGGAGGCGUCGGCGAAGGCCGCGGCGGAGGCGACGGCGAACGCUGCGGCUCUCGCGCAGGCCGCGGCGCUGGAGGAGGCC